Chelonia mydas (Green sea turtle) is the source of this 4882-nucleotide messenger RNA. RefSeq names its product phospholipid phosphatase 7 (inactive) (gene PLPP7). The transcript has 2 exons. Gene Ontology annotation, molecular function: sphingosine-1-phosphate phosphatase activity. Bases 3463 to 4278 code for a protein of 271 amino acids. Gene Ontology annotation, cellular component: nuclear envelope. Lineage: Eukaryota; Metazoa; Chordata; Testudines; Cheloniidae. The record is from RefSeq and is a predicted model, not a curated record.
GCAGCAGGCAGUAGGAGUGUCUGGGCCAUUCAGAGCAAAAGUGAUAGCUGUCAUAAAGUUAAAGCGGUGACCUGUCUAGCCUAUGGCACGUGGGUGGUGAUUUUCCCAUGCCAUGGAACCUCAGCACAGAGUAAUGGCAGACCAGUAGUAACAGGGAUAUUGACCGCUCUGAUAGCGUAAGAAUGCAGCUGCAUGACUCUCUGAUCAAAUGGGACCUAGUGCGUGCCUGUGGUGUACUACUAACAGCCCUCCUGUGCUGCCUCUUGUCUGUGUCUGCACGAGUGUGUGGUUGUGUGUAUUGUAUAUGCAUAUAAGUAGUAGCUGUCUUUACAAGCCAAGCUGGGGUGUGGCUCCUGGGAUGGGAUAGGUGUGUUUGGAGAGGGGAGGGGACAGAAAAGUUUGCUGCAACGCAGUGAAAGAGCUCUGUCCUCAGCUGGUCAUCACAUAGCAGUGGUUGAUCCCUGGGGCAACAGUGGCUGAGAAGCUGCAUUAGACUGAAAUACAUUCCCUCUCUAUGGAUAACAGGUAAAAAAUAUAUCUGGUGGUCUGAGAAAGAGGCUAGGAGUUGGGACUCCUGGGUCCCUUUAUUACCUCUGCCACUGAUUUGCUUGGGCACAUCAUGGGCUAACCUCUCUGUGUCAGUUUGUCUGUAACAAGGUCUUAUACCACCUCCCUCCACAGGGCUGUUGUGAUGCUUAAUUAAUUCAUGUGACACACUUUGAAAGACUCAGAUGCAAGGUGCAAUAGAUGUGUAAAGUUUUAUUAUUUAUUUUAUUUUAUUAUCCUCCAAAGCCAAAACCACCUCCUACAGAUGGUUUCAGCUCUCCCGUGCAAUGUAUGACUUAAUGCUUGUAUUGAUAAAUAGCACUGGAACCAAGGAAUGUGCGUGCCAUAGGGCAAUGGUAAUCUGUAAUUGCACUGCCUAUCAUGUGAGGAUUUCAAGGCCCGUGACAAAGAUGGGUGUGUAUUAUAUCCACUUGACAAAUGUGGAAACUGAGGCAUGCAAAGAAGCCUUGUGGCUUGAAGGGCAAUCCAGCAAUAAGACUCAGCCUGGCCUACAGGGCUGCAGAGAAAUGUCCCUGGAGACACCCCCUGUUCCUUUCCAAGCAGUGCCAGAUUAAGCACAGAUCCAUUGAGCUGUAGAUCCAAAUCUUACAUGGCAAAGGCUCUAGUUCCAACAGCAUUUAGAUCUACUGAGGUGUGGCUACCACCCGCACAAGGGGAGGGGGGGACUUGGUUGGGGGCUGGCCCAAGCUGUCCUCUGCUGUCCUGUUUGUAUUGCAUUAGGGAGCUUGAUCUGAGCCCCUAUGCAGAUGUGGCCUGAAGCAAGAGUAGGGAACUUGCUGUUGACAUCUGUCAGUGAACAGGGAGAAGAGCAGCCCAGAGCUGCAUGAGAACUCCAGUUGGACAGGAGCUCUAAAGGGCAGGGAGCUCUCUGCUGGCAUCUAUUGGUGAGCAAGGGGAAAUGAUUGAAUGGGCCAGGCCUCAUUUGCAUUUCAGUUAUGUGACAGUUUGGUGCAUUUUGGUUAAGACACAGUUAAGUUUUGAGUUUGGGGGCAGUAAAAUGCUAUUGUCCGUGAUGGGAAAUGAAGGGACAAGAGAACUGCAUCAAAUUUGCCUAGGGUGAGAAGUCACCCUAACCGCGAUUGUGACCUGGCACAGCUGAAUAGCAGUUACUGGACAAAGUCUAAGUAAGUAAUUUGAAUGGAUAGACUGGGCUCUACCUUCUGUUGAGAUGCCCUUCCUGGUGGUAGGGGCUUUGUUUAGGGAUGCUAUAUGUCAUUGACUUUUCCCUGCAGACUCCUUACGGAGGUAGCUUCAAGACGGUGGUUGGCUUUGAGGUGGUGGACAGAGGUAAACUGAGGUGCUUCAAGGCCGUGCAGGGAGCUGAGGUGGCUUGGGCUGAAGCCACAGAGAGCCGCAGCUUACCGGAGGGACUCUGGUGCAGGCAUCUCUACCUAGCAAUCAAAGCUGAAAUCGCUUCUGCUGGGUCAGGCGGUAGAAGACCCUUCCCCCUCCCCCUGGCAACCCAGGCAGCACUUCCCUUAGGGGCUGAUGACUGAACUGAACACCUCCAGCCCUGGACACCAAACUGCAAGUGGGGGAGCUGCGGAGGAGAGAAGUGGCCAGAGUGCAUUAGGAGGACUGAGUUUGGAACUACUGCUAAGACACCUUGGGGCAGGGGGGAAGAGUCUUGCCUAAUACUGUCCAUUUAUUAACUGCUGCCUUUCCCGAGCUCAUUAUGUUGCCCCUCUUUCUUCUCUGCCCCAUAAAGUACUCUUCGUUUUAAACCCCUGAAUUCCCCAUCCCUCUCAAAGCUAUGCAGCAUCAGUUGGUCUCCCAGUAACAUGCCUGUUACCUAUAACCACUUCAACACACGUCUCCCUAAGAAAUCAAUCACAUCCUAUUCCCUGAGCCUGUCAGUUUUCCCAUACUCCAUGCUUCCCCUUGAAUCUCGUGCCUUGUAGUCUCUCUGGUCACACCUUGCUCUGCUACAGAUGCUAACUGCAUUGCAAUCUUCCACACUGAUUUGAGUUUGCAGGUGUCGCCUGCUGGGAAUCAGGGUUCUGUGAUUCUGUGCGAUGCAGUACAAACAUGCGCUACAAUGAGGCGGGCGGGAGAGAAGGGGGAAAUCAUUAGCAAUCCAGCAUCUCUCUUAGUCCAAAGGCAGGUGCUGCUACACCUACAGCCCGGAGGCGAGCAGGUUGGUGGAGCAGUUACUGCAGGAGUUUAGAAAAGGUGGCUGGGUGUUGGGAAUAUAGGACUAGUGAUAUUUGAAGGCAAUUAACACCGAGGAGUGAUGGGAAUUAUUUAGGGCAGCACAAAGGGGGACAAGGGGGCCAGUUAUGAGCCAUGGGCUUGAAACUAAGUGAGGGAAAAGAACUGGAGAAACUCCCUGACAGUGCCCCAAGGAAGCCUCCUCUCCUGAGACUUCAAACCCAGGCUGCACAACAGCCUGCGGGGAUCAGCCCUGCCCUGGUAGGGAGGGGGGCGGGGGGUGUCGUUUUCCAGCUCUAAUUCCUCCAUUAAAUCAAAUGGAAGAGCACGGUGAAAAACUACAUUUCCCAGUCUCCCCUGCAGCCCUGGGGAUAUAAGCAAUUGGAAGAUUUAAAUAGACCAGGCCUGAAGCAACCAACCUUUGGCACAUAGAAUUUCCCCUCCUCUUCUCUGUAUCCAUUGGCUGUUUAACCUUUUUUCUGGUGUUGGACUGGCUGCCCAGCCUGGCAUUAAUUUUUCUUCCAAGCUUGCUAGGCCCAUGAAGUAAACAGCCAUGUGCAUUCCUUGCUCUAUAUUUAACAGCUGCAGUCUGUGCUGGGGGAGACUGCACAAGAAGGGAAUCUGUGUCGCUUACCAAAUUCAUAUCUCUGAAGGGGGGCGGUGAGGAGAGCUGAUUGGAAGGGGAGAGGGAUUUCUCUCCUGUACGUUUUUUUGAAAGCAGGUUUCCUCUAGGGAGACUCCACAAUGCCAGCAUCCCAAAGCCGGGCCAGAGCCAGAGAGCGGAACAAUGUCCUGAACAGGGCUGAGUUCCUCUCGUUGAACCUGCCCAUGAAAGGAAGCCAGGAGGCCAGGAGCUCCAGCAGAAAGCAGGGCAGUCAGUCUGGUCUGGCUCCCACCCAAAACGAAGGCACCAAGGAGCGGAGGCAAUCUCAGCAGCUUCCUGAGGAGGACUGCAUGCAGCUGAACCCCUCCUUCAAGGGAAUUGCCUUCAACUCCCUGCUGGCCAUCGAUAUCUGCAUAUCCAAGAGGCUGGGGGUCUGUGCCAGCAGCGCCUCAUCCUGGGGCAGCGCCCGCUCCAUGAUCACACUCAUCGGGAUCACAGGGCAUGGUGUACCCUGGAUCGGGGGCACACUCAUCUGCCUGGUGAAGAGCAGCACGCUGGCGGGACAGGAGGUCCUCAUGAACCUGCUGCUAGCCUUGCUCCUGGACGUCAUGAUUGUGGCAGGAUUGCAGAAGCUGGCCAAGCGACGAGGCCCCUAUGAUGUCCACCCUGGCCUCUUGGACUAUCUGACCAUGGACAUCUAUGCUUUCCCAGCCGGCCACGCCAGCCGAGCUGCCAUGGUGUCCAAAUUCUUUCUCAAUCACCUGGUUUUGGCCAUCCCACUCCGGAUCCUGCUGGUCCUCUGGGCCUUCUGCGUGGGGCUUUCCCGCGUCAUGAUUGGACGGCACCACAUCACAGAUGUCCUCUCCGGCUUUGUCUUUGGCUACUUGCAGUUCAGGCUGGUGGAGUUGAUGUGGAUGUCUUCCAACACGUGUCAGAUGAUAAUAUCAAUCUGGUGAACACAAGAAUCCCUGACGGAAACUAGCAGACACUUUAAGAUUUUCUCUCUCUUCAUAUUUUUUUUUAAAUAUAAUUCUUCAUAUUUAUUGGAAAAAACUUUAACUUCCAUAAGUAGUAGUAGUCUUUUUACUGUUGCUCCCCUGCCUGAAAAAAAAUGUUUCUUGCAGAUGGUUAGGCUUCAGCAAUCAAGGGCCAGCCAUCACAGUAUUUUGGCCACUUUUUAAAAUCCCAUUUGGAUGGUAACCAAACUAAGCAGUACAGAUAACAAAAUGUCAGGUUUCAGAGUAGCAGCCAUGUUAGUCUGUAUCCACAAAAAGAACAGGAGUGCUUGUGGCACCUUAGAGACUAACAAAUUUAUUAGAGCAUAAGCUUUCAUGGGCUACACAAAAUGAGUUCUCUUUGGGUGGUGCACAUCUGACGCCCAGGUGUGUUCUCAGAAAACCUGUUAUCCCUUUGGGAUGCGUUAAUUAGCUUCUUGGAGGCAAAAUGUUUUGGGGCAAAGUACUACAGCACUUUUUCUGUCUGCCAGCCCAACGAUUGUGUCUUGUACCGGGCCAGGCGCACUGCUGAUGCCUCACAGAUAAUAAAUAAUCAUAAAACUUC